This is a messenger RNA of Saprolegnia diclina VS20, 411 nucleotides long. RefSeq lists its product as hypothetical. NCBI's taxonomy places the organism in Eukaryota, Oomycota, Saprolegniomycetes, Saprolegniales, Saprolegniaceae. Bases 1 to 411 code for a protein of 136 amino acids. The record is from RefSeq and is a predicted model, not a curated record. The transcript has a single exon.
AUGCAUCCAGCAGCGCUCACACACUUGCCGGACGUGCUGCCUGUGCGACUGCCCAACUUGGACUUGGACGAUCUCGUCUCCACGUCGUCGGACGAACUCUCGCCCUUUAUCGCAAACGGCGUGAAAGAUCCCGCGCCGGCAGCCAUGCACCACCGACGUCGACGGAACCGCGCGCUUGAGCUCGAGCUCAUGAUCACGGCCCUUCAGUCGCAGCUGACGGAGCUCCAGCACCGCCACGGCAAGGUUCGACGUCCAUCCGACAAUGCCUGGUACGCCCAGGCAAAAGCCGAAGGCAUGGCGCUCCAGCGGGCGAGGCGCGAGAACGCGCAGCUUCUCGACGCUCUCAACGAACACAUGCGACUGCGACGGCUUCUCCAGCGCCAUCUCCUUGGACGAACGUCCAGUAGAUAG